Molecule: messenger RNA, 2607 nt
Organism: Botrytis cinerea B05.10
Lineage: Eukaryota; Fungi; Ascomycota; Leotiomycetes; Helotiales; Sclerotiniaceae
Exons: 2
Coding region: 50-1705 (551 amino acids)
Source: RefSeq, a predicted model, not a curated record
GACCAGCCACUAGCAUUUCGAACAACUACAUACCCGUCGACUCCUGAAAAUGCCCACAGGAUUAGCUGAAUUUCGCCUUCCAGGCCAUAUUGCCGAGAGAAAAGCUAGAGAGAGCUUACCAGAAUUAGAUAUGGAUCUUUCGUGCUCAAUUCAUACACAAAACUCAUCGGCAUCGGAGCUACCAUCACCAGUCACACCAACCUUCUCUACACGAGGACACAUGAGGCAUCCGAGUUCAGCUUCGUCAAUUGAAUCCCAAUAUCUCUAUGAGAGUCCGUCUUCACCCACAUUCACAAGUCACAUAGCUGGAAAACGAUCACUGCCCGAUGUCCAAGAAGAACCUCGCUGCGAACGAGAAAAUGACUUCGUGUUUGAAGAUGACGACGAUGACGAUAUCCCGGAUUGCGAUGAACUAUACAAUUGCUUGUGCGACGAUCUGUAUUGCUUGCAUAGCGAUACAUCUAUGGCCCAAAGCUCCGUUCAACUGUCUACGAAUCAUGACCUUGAUUAUGAUCUUUCCGACGGAUUCUUUAGCGAUGGAGAAUUUUCAAUCAAUUCGAGAUACAAGAAGAGGAGAGGAAACGAAUCGCCACUCAAUGGACUCACAUCUCGAUUCGGCACCAAGUUCCCCUCCUUCGCACGCAAGUGGAACUCGAGAAAAGCUACGGGUUCAUCGGCAGCAUCUAUAUCAUCCGACACACAAAGAGAUUAUGCGACUUCGAGGGCGCCGUCUAGUAGAUCCUCAUCAAGAUCAAAUUCCGGCCGCAGACCUAUGGACGACAAUUCUGAUUUCCAAUUACCACUCACUCCAUCUAGAAGCUUUUUUGGGAGUCGUGAUAACAGCUCCACAACAUCCUUCCUCGAUAUCGAAAAGGCGAAAGCAAGCACAUCAGAAUUCGAAGAAGGAUUGGCUGGCACGCCAUUACUUCCACCUCUUAUGACCGAUGUUUUAGCCAAUGCUCAAUUCAAAAUGCAAUCACCUUUACAAUCACCCUCUGUCGCCGACUCGAGCGAUCCAAUGUCUGGUACCAACACGCCAAUUGAUUUCAUAACUACAUACCAAUUACCCGGAAUCCCAUCGCCGCCCCUUAGUACUAAGCCCUCGAUUUCAUCCUUCCAUCGAUCAACAAUCAGAUCGAAUUACAUAAUUCCUUCCUCAGAAAUUCCCACGAUUCUUAUCGCCGAGGAAAACGACGAGUGGGCGAACAAACUCGGCCAUGCUAACUUCGUUAUUCAUCCUGAGCCUUAUGUUCCAGAAACCUUUGAUCUUGAAGCUUGCCGACAACUACGAGCCGACUGGGACCUUGCACGUUGUAACUACACCAAGCAUGUCGUUCGUACAGGCGAACACUAUGGCGUUACUUCAAAAACUUACAAGUUGACUGAGGAAAAAUGGGCCCAAAUAGAUCUCCAGUGGAUGAAAAACAACGAACUCACAAUUGCGACCACAGCUCAGAGCUCCACAGACGCAUUCGCUACUUUGAAACAUAACACACUCGGCAACUCUUCUUCAAGCAACGUUAUGACUAAAAUUCCAUCACUCAACGAUCCACGCAGCGAAGGCAAAUUCCCUCAGCUUGGCGACGAAGACAUCGUUGGGCCAAUGGUUCAAGCUGCCGCACAACUUCGACGAAACCCCAGCAAGAAAGCCAAGCUUCUUCGAUUUCUCACUGACAAGUUUCCCGUGGGAUUAGGGAAACCUUGAAUGCCAUCCACAUCAAGCAUCUUUUAGAAGCUUCUGGCCCUCACGAGCCAUCAAUUUUAUUCCUGUUUUUACUUCUGGCUGGUUGAUGGUUGUACCGUCCCGCCAUAUCUUUUUAACGACUUUACGAACGAAACGAAUUUUUAUUAUACCCAUACACUCCUUGGCAAGCAACUAUGAAAAAUACCAACUUGAGAUCCGAGAUCGUCACUAUCCUUUUUUUAUAUUAGCAUUGCUAUUCAUGUGUAUUGUUUACUUUUCUAUUCGAAAUCAUCCAUACUCAUACUAUGGAUCAUUUCCUCUCAUGCGUCUAUUUCCUUUGUUAUUUGUGUUUUCAUAUGAAGCGACGGAGCUGGAGCGCAAAAAAAUUCACUCGGAUUGGAGCUGGGUCUAGACUGGCUUGGCUAAGGGGGGUGAAUAGGAGCUUGGAUUAUCGGAUCGGAUGGGAUUAGGCAAAAGUCCCCUAAGCGGGCGAAUAAUGGGACAACAAACACCUGUGCGCAGUUCUUGUAAUAUACCGGUAGCAGGUGGAGGGAAAGAUACCAAGAGGGAGGAAUGGGACAGAACAGGUAGUGGAGUGGUGGGAAGAAUAAGGGCGAUCUUGUGGAACCGGGGUAGUGAAAGUGGACAAGCAGUAAUAUUCAACGGGAGGAAUCUUUCGCAUCGCCACGCAAUGGCGGCUAUCCUUGAAGUUAUCUUUUCAACGAAUAUUUCAAUGUGGAAAAGCGCAAAGGAAAAGGAAGCGUCCAGGAGAAUAAUCCACUACUAGCCAGUCAAUGAUGGAUUGAACAAAUGAGGAGGCAAUCAAUACGGAUGGAGGAUUUUUGAAUACUAGUUCUAGAUACCCUAUCGCUGAAAAAAAUGGAAAAAAAAUUCUAUCAAACAAUAUACACUGAUCCUUGACA